AUGAACAUGCCAAGAUCAGUACUCCAAUCAUACGGCGAGUUGAUCUACAGCUUCGGGGGCGUGGAUCUGCUAGGGGAAUGCAGCCGCCGUGAUGAUCCCAUCGAACGGCUCAAAUCCGUUGUAGCGUGGAACAUGUCCCAACUCCGUCCACUAGCCUUUGGCUUGGUUCCGUACAACCCCGUGCUUGGCGAGACUCACCACGUCUCCAACGGAGAUAUCACCGUCCUCAUCGAACAAGUAUCGCAUCAUCCUCCGGUGUCCGCACUUCAUGCUACUCACGCCAAGGAAAAUAUUGACGUGACGUGGGUUCAACAUGCUAGCCCUAAAUUCCGUGGUGCUUACGUGGAGAUGGUGUUAAAAGGCAAAAGGGUAAUGAAGCUUCUAAAUCGAAAAGAGACUUACAAUAUGGACCAACCGAGACUAAUUGCAAGAUUGUUCCCCGUGCCGGGACUUCACGUGGUCGGAAAAGCCAAGAUAAAGUGUCCGGAAACGGAUCUCGAAGCUGAAGCACACUUUAACUCUGAUUCCUUCAUGGAAAGUUUCAGAGGCAAGAACAAAAAAUCCAUUAAAGGAAAGAUUUCUGAAUCUUCGUCUGGGAAUAAGCUCUACGACAUCUUUGGCCAUUGGGACAGAACGAUAAUGGCGAAAAAUCUGAAGACCGGUGAGGUCGAGGUUCUUUACGAUGCCAAGGAGAAUCUCACUCGACUCAAACCUCCAGUUGUCAAGAACCUGGAGGAAGUAAUGGAGAGCGAGUCGGCGUUGGUGUGGAGUGAGGUAAGUGAAGGGAUACUGAAGAAAGACUGGCAAAAAGCUGGACGAGCUAAGAGACUUGUGGAGGAGAAACAAAGAGAGUCUGUGAAAGAGAGGGAGGCUUCUGGUGAGUCAUGGGUUCCCAAACAUUUCUCACUGGUCAAAGACGGUAAAGGAUGGCACUGCUCACCGCUACAGCCCACAGUUCCUCCUGCUCCGCUCGUUAUCAUGGGGGCACAAGAAUAA
Microthlaspi erraticum is the source of this 996-nucleotide messenger RNA. The record is from the annotation of a GenBank genome assembly. NCBI's taxonomy places the organism in Eukaryota, Viridiplantae, Streptophyta, Magnoliopsida, Brassicales, Brassicaceae.